ACUGGGAAUGCUCUAGGUCUAUGUAGUCUGUCUACCAGAGACUGAAGAGUGAACUACUAAACGGGCAUAGGCUAGUAAGCUAAUCAUGUGCUAAGUCAGCUAACUUGCAGGCAAGCAGCAUUGUACCUUACUCCUGUGGGGUGGCGUUAUAAUGGUUGUAACGCGAACGCUAGCCAAAACGAAGAGGCUAGCAACAGUUGAAUGAAGAAGCAGGUCGUUGUUUGGAUUGUUUUUAAUUAGCUAGGUCUAGCUAACGCGGAAGGCAUCCUCACAGUGUAAUCAAUGGUUAGCAUAACGUAACGGACAAAAUAGUCUGCUCAUAUUACAAGGGAUUUCUUCCUGAGUAAAGGAUGUCUAAACGCCUGAGAAACACUGAACUCUGCGCUGAUUGCAGUGUUCCAGAGCCUCGCUGGGCCUCGGUGAACAGGGGUGUGCUGAUUUGCGAUGAGUGCUGCAGCGUUCAUCGGAGUCUGGGCAGACACAGCUCACAAGUCCGCCACCUGAUGCACACACCAUGGCCUCCCACGCAGCUACAGAUGGUUCAGACAUUAUACAGCAAUGGUUCAAAUUCAAUAUGGGAGCACUCUCUUCUGGACCCUGCGUCUGUGAUGAGUGGAAAACGCAAGGCCAACCCUCAGGACAAACUGCACCCAAACAAAUCAGAGUUUAUAAAAGCCAAAUAUCAAAUGCUGGCGUUUGUCCAUCGCAUGCCUUGCCGAGAGGACGACAGCUCGACAGCCAAGGAUUUAAGCAAGCAACUUCACUCAAGCGUGCGUACCGGGAAUCUCGAGACUUGUUUGCGGCUGCUGUCCCUGGGAGCACAAGCGAACUUCUUUCACCCCGAAAAAGGAAACACUCCCUUGCAUGUAGCUGCAAAGGCAGGACAAGUAUCUCAGGCUGAACUAUUAACUGUUUAUGGGGCAGAUCCCGGAGCCCCUGACAGCAAUGGCAAAACUCCCAUUGACUAUGCAAGGGAAGCGGGCCACCACGAGCUGGCGGAUAGAUUGGUGGAGGUCCAGUAUGAACUAACGGAUCGACUGGCGUUCUACCUGUGUGGGAGAAAACCAGAUCAUAAAAAUGGCCAGCACUUCAUUGUUCCACAAAUGGCUGACAGGAAUAUCAGUUUAGAUUUAUCAGAGCUGGCCAAGGCAGCAAAGAAGAAACUGCAGUCUCUCAGUAAUCAUUUAUUCGAGGAGCUGGCCAUGGAUGUGUAUGAUGAGGUGGACAGACGAGAGACUGAUGCAGUCUGGUUGGCUACACAGAAUCACAGCACACUGGUGACGGAGACAACUGUGGUGCCUUUCCUUCCCGUGAACCCAGAGUAUUCAUCAACACGAAACCAGGGACGACAGAAGCUCGCAAGAUUUAACGCACAUGAAUUUGCAACUCUCGUGAUUGACAUAUUAAGUGAUGCCAAGCGAAGACAACAAGGGAAUUCAAUAGCCAGUCCCAAAGACAAUGUUGAGUUUAUCCUGAAGAGUGUGGCUGUCAGGCAUUGUAGCGAUAGCCAGGACAAUGACCAGCCUGACUAUGAUAGUGUGGCGUCCGAUGAGGAUACAGAUCAAGAGAUCCCCUCGAGCAAAGGAGAUCGGACCAAGAGCCUGGACUCUGACCUAUCAGACGGCCCCAUUACUAUGCAAGAAUACAUGGAGGUGAAAAAUGCGCUGUCCGCCUCUGAAGCCAAGAUCCAGCACCUCAUGAAAGCCAACAACAACCUGAGCGACGAGCUGAGGCUGAUGCAGAAAAAGCUGCAAUCUCUGCAAAGCGAGAACACCUCUCUCAGGCGGCAGGUCACAACCAAUAUCUAUCAGAUCCCCAGCGGUUCAGACUACCCUGACCCCUCCAGCCCCUCAGCCCUGAAACGCCGGCAGUCUGCGCGGGCCAGUCGGCCCAUGUCUAUGUAUGAGACCGGCUCAGGCCUGAAGCCCUAUCUCCCUAAAGGGGAAACUCCCUACCCAGAGGAGGGUAUCCCCACCCUGCAACCCUUCCCACCUCAUACGGAAAGGGGCGCUUAUGUGACCACCUCUUCAUCCCUCCCCUCAUUUCCAUCCACCCUGUCUUGGUCGAAGGACGAAAGUGCUCAAAAGGCCUCUAAGUUAGAGAAGCAAAGCAGCAUGCCAGAAAGCGACUAUGACAACACAUUCAAUGACUCUGAGAUGGAUGACUCAGGCUUGUGCAGGAGAGGGAGGCUGAGGAGCAGCGGCUGGCUCGGGGAGGGCAGCUCCAUCCCUGAGCUGGAUGACCUGGAGAUGGAGUCAGACCCCACGCUUCCCAGCACAGAGGACGUCAUCCGCAAAACCGAGCAGAUCACCAAGAAUAUCCAGGAGCUGCUGCGAGCUGCUCAGGAGAACAAACAUGACAGCUUCAUACCCUGCUCAGAAAGAAUACAUGUGGCUGUAACGGAAAUGGCUGCCCUCUUUCCUAAGAGGCCACGCUCAGAGACUGUGAGAGGCUCUCUGCGCUUGUUGACCUCCAGUGCAUACCGGCUUCAGAGCGAGUGCAGGAAGGCGGUGCCUUCAGAGGGCUGCCCGGGACCGGACAUGCAGCUGGUCACCCAGCAGGUCAUCCAAUGUGCUUAUGACAUUGCCAAGGCAGCCAAGCAGCUUGUUACCAUCACCACAAAGGAGAAUACUAACUAACAGCACUUACAGGGCUGCAAAGCCGUCAGCAUCUCAGUUUGUUCUUAUAUAUAUUUUUAAUGAUUUUGUUGUUUUUUUUUUGUAUUCGUGGUAUAUGCAUGCGUUGUUUUUUUAAUUUAUGAAUAAAUCUUGACAAUAUUUAAAGCCAACUCUGGACAAAAUCUGAGCAUUAAGGGGAAAAAGUAAAAAACAUUGGGAUACCCUGGUGUAAUAGCACAAUUUCUCUUGAGGUAAAAUUAUAACUACAAAUCAUGUUGCAGCAGCUAGCAGGCCUGGGAACUGUAGUGGUUUCUAAAACGUUCUUAAACAAUCACAGUAAAACUAUCUCUUAGUUACAAAUAAUCUUUAAUCAGUCCAUACUGUAAAUACCUUUUAUUGAGAGAAAGAAUUAAGCACAGUACAGAAAAUCCACAUGAUAUCAGUUAAUGUUAUCAGUCCAAAGACAGACAUGGAUGCUGAAAAGCCAUAAAGGGGUCAUGAAUCAACUGUCAUCGAAUUGCUAACACUCUUGUAGCUAAAGGAGCUUCCUCUCAUUAAUUUCACUGUGCAAGCAUCGUCAUUCUGUAAAGUUUCCUCUCCAAAAACAAACUGACCAUUUAGUUAACUUCCAUUAAAUGUUGGGACUUCAUUCAUGCACACUGUGUAGCUCUGCAAUGCUAAUGUUUGCAAUCGAAAAAGCUAUUUAUAUGGUUUGGUCCCUGUCCAAGUGUAAUCCAGUCUGCAGUGCACUUAUUGCAGCUAUUUAUGUAAGCCCAUAUGUCAAGUCAGUGAAUGCAAAUAACACUUGUUCAGGGGCCAACUUAUAUCCUUCACCAGCGCCAAGAUGUUUUUGUUUUAAGUUAAAAUGAUUUGGUGUGUUUCUAACAGGCUCCACACUGCGUUGUACUCUGUGGUCUUGUGUGCCAUUGCAGUGUUGUUGAUGUUACUCAGAACUCACAGCCAUAUUGUAUGUAUGUCCAUGUGUUUUGUGCUCUGUUCCGUUGCUGCUAGUUUUGUAUUUAAUGUGCAACAUAUGGGAUAGAACUCUAGACGUCUCCUGUAUAAUUGUGCAACCCAACGUUCAUCCUCACCAAGUGUUUCAGAGUUCAUUGUCAUUUUGAAAUCUGAUCAAGGAAAUGUCCCUCUCUGCACUUGAAUGGAGUGCAGGGAUGUAUGUGAUGCAGCUGUUAAGUUGCACUUUGGAAAAAUAAUUAUUUUCUAAAUAAACGUAAUUUAUAA
Messenger RNA from Chelmon rostratus (copperband butterflyfish), 3857 nucleotides. RefSeq names its product G protein-coupled receptor kinase interacting ArfGAP 2a (gene git2a). The transcript has 21 exons. Gene Ontology annotation, molecular function: protein binding; GTPase activator activity. Bases 351 to 2639 code for a protein of 762 amino acids. Gene Ontology annotation, biological process: regulation of ARF protein signal transduction; brain development. NCBI's taxonomy places the organism in Eukaryota, Metazoa, Chordata, Actinopteri, Chaetodontiformes, Chaetodontidae. The record is from RefSeq and is a predicted model, not a curated record.